This is a messenger RNA of Acyrthosiphon pisum (pea aphid), 2307 nucleotides long. It is a transcript of the gene Cdk4, whose product is annotated as Cyclin-dependent kinase 4. Bases 313 to 1602 code for a protein of 429 amino acids. Gene Ontology annotation, molecular function: cyclin-dependent protein serine/threonine kinase activity; cyclin binding; ATP binding. NCBI's taxonomy places the organism in Eukaryota, Metazoa, Arthropoda, Insecta, Hemiptera, Aphididae. The transcript has 8 exons. Gene Ontology annotation, cellular component: nucleus; cyclin-dependent protein kinase holoenzyme complex; cytoplasm. Gene Ontology annotation, biological process: signal transduction; G1/S transition of mitotic cell cycle; regulation of gene expression. The record is from RefSeq and is a predicted model, not a curated record.
UAUUAUAUUAUUUUGCGGCAUUUCCUUUGUUCGAGUAUACACACACACUACACACUACAUACAUAGGUAUAGGUAGAUAGGUACCCGAAGCGCCAGGUGUUUUUCAUGGACAACGGAUACGUAACUUAAGCAGCCGCCUUCCUUCAUCCUUAAACACGUACACGCACACUCACCCCUGUUGCCGUUCGCACUACCACCAAUCACCGACAACCGUCAGUUUUCAGCUGCUGCUGUUGAUGUUUGACGAAGCUUACAGUGCGUACACAAUCAACUGAGUACAGUAAACUCGCAGCCCGGUCGUUUUACGUAUGCAUGUGCGUGCCCAGGAAUCCACCGGAAGUGCCUCUUCGUCUUCUCCUCAUACGUCGUCAUCGUCUUCGUCUGCGUCGUAAAAGUCCGAGUCCAUCCGGUUUUUCUCGUUGCCACCCUAUAGCCAAGCCCUUUGCCACGGGCAGACGCUGUCCACAGGUGGUUGCGACUCGUCCAUCGCGAUCCGUGUCAAGGACGUUGCGUUGUGAAACCAUCCUCUCGCCCCGUGUGCGUUGUAUAUUGUAUGUGCAAUCCGCGCGUCAUUUACUCUGUCAUCUCGUCCCGAUUUUGUUGAAACCAGCAAUCCACAAACUGCUCACGUCGACUGUCACCACCAUGGUGUCACCACUAUCCCGAUUGCAGUCCAAAACGUUCCCUGCUAUGUCUUCAAUGCUACAGGAAAAGGAAAACUAUGAGGAGCUCAAUCAGAUAGGAAAUGGAGCAUAUGGUACCGUGUACAAAGGCCGAGAUCUUGUCAAUAAAGGAAAAUUUGUAGCCAUGAAAAAGAUAAAAAUUCCAUUGGCCCAAGAUGGUGUACCAAUGACUACUCUUCGUGAGAUUGCUCUACUCAAGCAACUUGAUCAACAACAACAUCCAAAUAUUGUCAAACUUUUGGAUGUGGUACAUGGUCCGAGACUAUAUAACGAGAAAUGUAUGACACUUUAUUUGGUGUUUGAACACAUUGAACAAGACUUAGCCACCUACAUGGCACGAUGUCCAAAACCGGGAAUGUCUUCUGAAAUCAUUAAGAAUGUUAUGCGACAAAUAUUAUCAGGAGUUGACUUUCUUCACUGUAAUCGUGUUGUACAUCGUGAUCUCAAACCACAAAACGUUUUAGUGUCAAGUGACCUCAGAAUUAAAAUUGCUGAUUUUGGUCUAGCCAAAAUAUAUGAUUUUGAUAUGAAGUUGACCUCAGUUGUCGUAACAUUAUGGUAUCGAGCACCUGAAGUUUUAUUAGGUUUACCUUACGCUACUGCAGUUGAUGUCUGGGCCUGUGGCUGUAUAAUGGGAGAGAUGUACAAAUUAUCUCCUUUAUUUGAUGGCGAAUCUGAAGCUGAACAGUUAGAUAGGAUAUUUAGGGUGAUUGGUCUACCAUCUGCAUUAAAUUGGCCAAAGAACGUUUCUCUAUUGAGGAGUUCUUUUGAGUCUUAUCCACAGACUUGUUUGAAGACUGUAAUCCCUGAUAUAUGUUCUAAGGGAACAGAUUUGUUAAUGAAAAUGUUGAUGUUUGACAGUACUGAACGAGUGUCAGCUCGUGAGGCUUUGAAACAUCCAUACUUUAAUGAAACAUAAAUUUGAUUUUAUCUUCCUUAGAGACUAUUAAUAAGUUUAUUUUAAAGCAUGCAGAUACUUAGUUUGUAUGAGUCUAAGCAAUGUAUAAGUUAUUAUACUUAACAGUAUUGCAAGUCUCGAAGAAAAUUAUAAUAUUCCUAAUUAGAAGUUACAAUUUGAGUUCCAGUGUGGUUAACCAUUUGCGUAGAACAGUUACCAAAAUAUUAUAACCAAUACAUAUUUUUUUACCAACUAAUUAAUUUUAAGAUCUCUCACUGUUUAUAUCCAACUUUGGAUCUCAAAGUUUCGUAAUUGACCAUACAUUUUGAAAUUUAUUUUUAUUUUGCUCAAUGACCAUACUUUUAAUCAGUAAAUCAAAAGACUUGCCAUUUUUCUGUCUUUACUGACUUACUUUUCCGUGUUAACUUCCUUUUGUCUGUACUUGUCUAAUUUAAGGUUUUUUCUAGUAUUUUUCAUUUUGUGCACUGAUUGGAUUAUAGUGCGAAAAAUGCAUUUUUAUUUCUUUAUGAUAUUUUGUACAUAUUUUAUCUUGUGUAUUUUGAUGAAUAGCAUGGGUUUUGAUUUUUAAAAUUGGGUCUGUACCUCAUUUUUUUUAAUUUAAAAUUAUUUUUUAUCUUCCUGCUUUUUUUUUUAAUUUUAGUUGUUUCAGUCUUAAAAUAUACUUUUAUGUUUAGAUAUGAAAUAAAUGGACUGUUUAUUCUUAAA